AUGGAAGGAGGCGGGGGAAGCGGCAACAAAACCACAGGGGUAUUGGCCGGUUUUUGAGCCGGCGGAGCAGGUUACUCGCACGCGGAUUUGGCUGGCGUCCCGCUAGCUGGUAUGAACCCUCUGUCUCCUUAUUUAAAUGUGGAUCCACGAUACCUCGUGCAGGAUACAGAUGAGUUUAUUUUACCUACCGGAGCUAAUAAAACCUGGGACAGAUUUGAGCUGGCCUUCUUUACGAUAGGAGGAUGUUGCAUGACAGGGGCUGCGUUUGGGGCAAUGAAUGGUCUUCGGCUAGGAUUGAAGGAAACCCAGAACAUGGCCUGGUCCAAACCAGGAAAUGUACAGAUUUUGAAUAUGGUGACUAGGCAAGGGGCACUUUGGGCUAAUACUCUAGGUUCUCUGGCUUUGCUCUAUAGUGCAUUUGGUGUCAUCAUUGAGAAAACACGAGGUGCAGAAGAUGACGUUAACACAGUAGCAGCUGGAACCAUGACAGGCAUGUUGUAUAAAUGUACAGAGAUGGCUUUGGAUUCCCCGUUCUGUGUGCUGCUGUCUGGCUCCUGAACCCAGCUGUAAAGGUGUGUCAAUCCCAACUGGUGAAGUACUGAGAGGAAGCUACACAAAAGGCAGCAAAGUAUUAGUAAGUGUACCUCUGACAUUUUAACCACCUCUGACUUUUCCAUGGAAUGGACAAGUAGUAGUCUCUGUCAGAGCUACAUUUUAAAGGAGAAAAAGAAACGUGAAGUCAUGAACUAUUUAUGCUGUUAUUUUUGUGUUUACUCACCUCAUGUAUAUUGACUUGUAAAUUAGUAAUUUCGGAACUAUUAUUUAUCAAUUCAUUGCCUACAUGUCAGCAAACAAAUUUUCUUCUUAAUAAAGAAUCCAGUUGCUGGACACAAUGGUUCACACCUGUAAUCUCAGCACGUUUGGAGGGCAAGGCAGGAGGAUUCCUUGGGGCCAGGAGUUCAAGACCAGCCUGGGCAAUAUAGCAAGAUUUCAUCUCUACAAAAAAAUGAAAACAUUGGCUGGGCAUGGUGGCUCAUUCCUAUAGUUCAGGCUACUGAGGAGCCUGAUGUAGGAGGAUCACGUGACCCCAGUAGUUUGAGGCUGCAGUGAGCUAUGAUCCUAACACUGCUCUCCAGCCUGGAUGACACACCAAGUUGCCAUCUCUUCAAAAAAGGAAUCUAGAGACAUCAGUGUGUGCACAAGCAUGGUUUGUGAAUUUGGAAGUGCGUAUGUGCAUAGUUGGGCCCAAGAAUGUGUUGAUGAUUAUACCUUCUCAGAAUGGAGGUAAUUUUUUUUCUUUCCUUUUUUUUUGAGAUGGAGUCUUGCUCUGUUGCCAGGCUGGAGUGCAGUGGUGCUCUCAGCUCACUGCAACCUCUGCCUCCCGGGUUCAAGCAAUUCUCCUGCCUCAGCAUCCCAAGUAGCUGGGACUACAGGCACACACCACCACUCCCGGCUAAUUUUUUGUGUUUUAGUAGAGACGAGGUUUUACCAUGUUGGCCAGGAUGGUCUCGAUCCCCCGACCUUGUGAUCCACCCACCUUGGCGUCCCAAAGUGUUGGGAUUACAGGUGUGAGCCACCGUGCCUGGCCUGAAGGUCAUUUUUAUAAAGAUCUCUCCAUGUCUUAGAUUUGAUUCUUCCUUUAAAUAUUUUUCUCAUUGACAUUUGAAAGCACCUGACCUUAUAUAAAAUGAACAAUUUUCAUAACUCCUUAAAAGGAGAAUUAUGGCAUCAUCUACUAUUUCUUUCUCUUGUCUCAUAAAUCUAAACCAUCAACCUGCUUAUUUUUGUAUACUGUCACACUGUGUAUUCCCUGCAUUGAAUGCCUUUCUAUUGACAUUGUCUGUAAAAAUUGUGGGAAGUUUUCUGCACCCUGAAAUUUCUGUUAUGCGGAUUAAAUAUCCACUAUCCAUUUUUUUCCAAGUCUUACAGCAGAAAGGGUAAAUGCAGCCCUCACAGCAGCCUGUUGUUCGUCCUGCAAAUGUGUUUCCAUCACAUUACACAAAGCCUCUUUGUCUUCGUGGUUCUACCCUACUAAGUUUUUAAAAAAAUUAUGUAAUGUGUGUAUAUACAAAUACCUAUAUGUAUGUGUGUACACAUACAGCUGAUAUCUGCUGAGAUUAUGUAUGCAUGAACUAUAGAAUUAACUUGUAAUUUUAAGAAAAUAAAUUAUUUUGUAAAGAUAAAUCUCAUGUUUAAGAAGAGGAAUUACAAUUGAAUCAUUUAGGGAUGCCUCAGCCUAAACAUAAUAUGGAAAAAGCCAUAACCAAAAGUCAUUUUAGAGUACUGCUAGGUUACUCAACCUAUCAUCACAUUUAAUUAAAAUAUCAGUUUAAACCAUG
Gorilla gorilla gorilla (western lowland gorilla) is the source of this 2339-nucleotide messenger RNA. RefSeq names its product translocase of inner mitochondrial membrane 23 homolog B (gene TIMM23B). The record is from RefSeq and is a predicted model, not a curated record. Gene Ontology annotation, biological process: protein import into mitochondrial matrix. Lineage: Eukaryota; Metazoa; Chordata; Mammalia; Primates; Hominidae. Gene Ontology annotation, molecular function: transmembrane protein transporter activity. Gene Ontology annotation, cellular component: TIM23 mitochondrial import inner membrane translocase complex.